AUGGCGCAGGCCAAGCAGAAAUGCGCUCUGAUAUGCAUUGACGGCUGGGGCAUACCCUCCGACAAGUCACCUCCCAACGGCAAUGCCAUCCUCAACGCCGAAACACCGUGGAUGGACGAAUUUGCGAAAGACGGCUCAAAGUACGCCCAAGGCUACACCUCGCUGGAGGCUUCCUCGCUGGCCGUAGGUCUGCCGGAGGGCUUGAUGGGAAACAGUGAAGUCGGGCACUUAAACAUCGGAGCCGGACGAGUGGUAUGGCAGGACGUUGUGCGGAUCGACCAGACGAUUAAGAAUGGCGAGUUGAGGAAGGUGGAGAAUAUUGUCAAGUGCUUCAAGCGGGCGAAGGAGGGUAACGGCCGCCUUCAUUUGUGUGGUCUGGUCAGUGAUGGAGGUGUGCACAGCAAGUACGACCAUCUGGUGUCUCUCUUGAAAGUGGCCAAGGAGAUGGAGAUCCCAGAGGUCUAUAUCCACUUCUUCGGCGACGGCCGGGACACCGACCCUCAUAGCGGUCUGGGGCACAUGAAAGACCUCCUGGCCUUCACGAAAGAUCUUGGACUCGGCAAAAUUGCUACUGUAGUCGGAAGAUACUACAUCAUGGACCGCGACAAGCGCUGGGAUCGAGUGGAAAUCGGCAUGAAAGCGCUCGUCACUGGCGAAGGCGAAGACAGCUCCGACCCGGUCAAGACCAUGCAAGAACGGUACGACAAAGGCGAGACAGACGAGUUCUUCAAACCCAUCAUCGUCAACGGCGCCUCCGCCCGCGUCAAAAACGACGACACCCUCUUCUUCUUCAACUACCGCUCCGACCGUGUACGCGAGAUCACCCAGCUCCUCGGCGACCAGGACCGCUCUCCAAAGCCCGACUUCCCGUACCCCAGCAACAUCGCCAUAACCACCAUGACGCGCUACAAAACCGACUUCAACUUCCCAAUCGCCUUUUCUCCCCAAGUCAUGGACAAUGUGCUCGCCGACUGGCUCUCCAAGCAAGGGCUCAAACAAUGCCACAUCGCCGAGACAGAAAAGUACGCACACGUCACGUUCUUCUUCAACGGCGGGCGCGAGAUCCAGUUCGACAACGAAGACCGCGACCUUAUCCCCUCGCCUAAGGUAGCGACCUACGACCUCGAGCCGAAGAUGAGCGCCAUGGCCGUUGCGGACCGAAUGAUCGAGCGCAUCAAAGCCGGCACGCACGAUUUCGUGAUGAACAACUUUGCCCCGCCGGAUAUGGUGGGUCAUACCGGCGUCUACGAGGCAGCGGUGAAAGGCUGCACGGAGACGGACGCCGCGAUCGGGAAAGUGUAUGAAGCGUGCAAAGAAGCCGGAUACGUACUCUUCGUGACGAGCGACCACGGGAACGCAGAGGAGAUGCUCACGGAGGAGGGGACGCCGAAGACGAGCCAUACGACGAAUGAAGUGCCUUUUGUGAUGGCGAAUGCGCCGCAAGGGUGGAGUUUGAAGAAGAAGGAGGGCGUGUUGGGGGAUGUGGCGCCGACGGUGCUGGACAUGAUGGGGGUGGAGAAGCCGGAGGAGAUGGGGGGGAGGAGCUUGUUGGAGAAGUCGUGA
Saxophila tyrrhenica is the source of this 1563-nucleotide messenger RNA. RefSeq lists its product as uncharacterized. The record is from RefSeq and is a predicted model, not a curated record. Bases 1 to 1563 code for a protein of 520 amino acids. Gene Ontology annotation, cellular component: cytoplasm. The transcript has a single exon. Gene Ontology annotation, molecular function: manganese ion binding. Gene Ontology annotation, biological process: glucose catabolic process. Lineage: Eukaryota; Fungi; Ascomycota; Dothideomycetes; Mycosphaerellales; Extremaceae.